Pyricularia grisea is the source of this 1908-nucleotide messenger RNA. RefSeq lists its product as uncharacterized. Lineage: Eukaryota; Fungi; Ascomycota; Sordariomycetes; Magnaporthales; Pyriculariaceae. The transcript is spliced from 3 exons. The record is from RefSeq and is a predicted model, not a curated record. The coding region runs from base 1 to 1581 and encodes 526 amino acids.
AUGCCGCUGCUACAAUUACUACCACUGUUGGCCGUGCUGACCGCCGCCGCCGUGGUCUCGAUCCCGGCGCAGGAUGCGCUUGAUGUCUCUGCCUACCCGGUGCAGCAUUUACCUCGCUAUCAGGAGGAAUCUGCCUUAACCCUGGCCGUCUCGGCUCCCGCUGGUGGCCCAUAUUUGACCUUCCCAAUCGUUCCGUUCACUCAGGAAACCGGCUUGAAUGCCUCGCAGUCGCAGAGAGGGAUGGUCCAUAUAGAAGGCCAGAUGAUAGUGGCUACACAGCAAACAUAUGCUGACUUGGUCUACUCGAACGCUGUCGCUUAUCUGUGUUGCGACUCUCUGAACAACUCCAAUGUCACACCCGAGAUGAUGCUCAGAACCAUCAUCGAGAAUCAACCCAAGGCGAUAUUACUGUACACCCAACAGGGCAACUGUUGUAAUGUCACGGGCUUGGGAGACCGAUCGCUGUAUCAGAAGGUGUUUACUAUGAUUGAUGCAACUGAGGCUUCGUCAACGUUAAAUCUGUCCACGUCGGCAAACGGCGCUCUGCAAGCUGUUAUCUCGGGCAAUUCGACACGAUCUGAUGGCGACGAUACCAGCCAGACCGGCAAUAACUCUGCCGUAGCUAUGAGCGUCCUCUACAGCAUCACCGGCCUGAUCACCUUACUGUUCCUCGUUAUAAUAACAAUAGGAGCUGUCCGCGCGCAUCGAUAUCCGGAAAGGUACGGUCCCAGGAAUGCACACGGCGGAAGGCCGAGGCAGAGCAGAGCCAAGGGCCUUGCACGCGCUGUGCUGGACACACUACCAAUCGUGAAGUUUGGGGCGCCGCCACCGACCGAGGGGAAGCCCGACCCAACAUUGGAACUCGAAGAUGGCGGAUUGGAGCCUGGCAAGAGGAAUAUGUCCGCGAACCAUGUGCAAGCCCACCACCUUUCCACGAUUCCCGAAGAUGCGGAAGCCAUUCCGACGGGGGCCAAUUCUGCUAUGAGAGAAUCGCGCAUAGCUCCUGCCCAACUGUACGACGCUGCCGCGGUAGCCCAAGGUCGAACAGAUCCACUAGAUGACGAGCACCUCGGGUGCUCAAUAUGUACAGAGGACUUUUUGGUUGGCGAGGACGUCCGCGUACUACCGUGCGAUCACAAGUUUCAUCCAGCCUGCAUUGAUCCGUGGCUGAUCAAUGUCUCGGGCACAUGUCCCUUGUGUCGACUUGAUCUUCACCCGCAUAAGAGUACUGAUGAAGAAGACGAGGGUGACUCAACACAGCUCCCUCCCCCACUGGGAGCCGAUCCGGAAUUUGAAGUCGAUACACGUGGCACGAACCGUGACAAUCGGCGAUCGUCGCGACUUUUUGACAUUCAUAGACUGAGACAUGCUUCAGCUGAAGAACGAAUCGAGGUUCUGAGACGAUACCGUAGAGAAUCACAGGAGCGACCAGCUGCCAACGUAAAUGCCGAUGACGAGAACAGCCGCACCUCACGGCUGACUGCCCGCCUCAAGGAGAAAUUCAGGGUACGCACACGAGCACAGCCACCUGGACAUCGGAGGCCGGGGCCAACGUCGCAAGGACCGGGUCAAAUCCUCUGAUAUGUUUGACAAAACAAGGACAUCAUGACCUACAAUAUGACGAAUGCGGUUUCUUGAAGAAUAACCCUCGUUACACUGCACCGGAUACAGCCCAUUGCGCAGCAUGUUAUUUUUUUCAGUACAGGCAUCAAGAAGCCAUCCUCCUGGAACGAGGAGCACAAAUGAAAUCCAAGAUCGCCGGUACAAGGGACUAUGUUAUGUUUGGGGUGGGAUAGCAUUGCAAGGCGUUUUAUACAAGGGUAAUUGGCAACCAGAGCAUAGUCUGGUACUAGGCUUUUCAAACUGCAUAAAAGCCAGUUGAUACAUUAAUAUAAACGAUGAGCAUGG